UAACAGAGAGACUAACAGAAACAGAAACGGCACUUCACAACAUCACACAUGAACCUUUCUUGGCUUACUCUGAGUUUUAGAAAUCUUGGGUCAGACUCACUCCAAAAUGUCAGAUUCAGAGGACGAGAGCAUCUCAGAAGAUGAGAGAGACAUUCAGUGUGAGAUUCUGGAGAAAGAGCGAGACGAUGCCAAUGAAAAACUGUCAAUGAUGGGGAAAGCGUCUUCUCAGCUGCUCAAGGAGUUGGAUAUGUUAGAGAUGCAGUUUCAGAUCGAGCGUUCCUGCAGGGAAACCGCAGAGGCUUUUGCACUGAAGGUUUCAAAGGAUUUCAAGGUAUUAAAGAGGAAAAGCCAAACCAUUCUUCCUCUGAUCCCUGAGAUGCCAGAAAACCUCUCUGUCCUGAACCUUGACCUGAAGACUGACCCAGACUCUGACUCGGAGCCGGGUCCGGAUGAAGAUCCACUUCUGAAGAGUCAGAAUCAGCUUAAAGAGCUCCAGUCAUCAGUGGAUCGGUUACUCGGGGAGAAAAUUCAACUGUGUGAGCAGGUGGAACUCCUUAAGAAAGAGAAAGAAGAUCUGAAGGAAAAGCUGUUGCUGGAGGUCGGCGAGAAGGAGGCGCUUGUGAAGAAACUCAGCAAGCACAACAGAACUGUGAAUAAAAUGAAGAGAGUAUCGCAGCUUGUUACAGAAGAGUUUGCCGAGAUGUCACACAAGCUUGAAAUGGAGCAGGGACUCAGACAGCACGCUGAAGUUUUUGCGCAUCAGAUGCUGGUGAAACAGAGAGAAACCGAAAGACAGACUUUGACCCUCGUACAAAACGCCGAGACUGAAAGACAACUGCAACACGCUCUGAAUCAAGUGUCUGGUAUUGGCAAAACUCUGGAAGAGAUACGACUGUGUUUCCAAACCCAGCUGAAACAGUCACAGACGGCGGCUGAGGAGCUCAACACUUUAUCAGAUCUUGCAGCUGCGAGAACAAAGCUGGAGAUCAGCGAGGAAGAAAGAAGCAACUUGGAAACACAACUUAAAGACUCACAACAAUCUUUAACUGAACUCCAGGAGGAAAUCAAACAGCUCCAGGAUAAACUGAGAAAAACGGAGGAGCUUUCUUCUCUCAAAUCUGACCAAUCAAAAGAGGAAAAUGAAAAUCCAGUUGGUCCGCCAUCCCUAUCUCCUCCGCCUCCACCUCCACCACCGCCUCCGCCAUCUUUAACAGUCACAGACCCAUUGAAGGUCUUGAGGGACAAAAAGAAGGUUGGAGAUGCCACUGAAACUGCAAAACCUAAAAUGAUUGAGAAUAUGAAGUUCAGAGCUGUGGAUGAGAUGAUGGAGAGAAUCAAGAAGGGAAUUAUACUUAGACCCAUUCUUAAACCAGCACAGGGUGGAUCAGAGGAUGAAAAUGCAUGGAAGGAACAAAGAUCCGAGAACCGAAAAUCAGCUGUACUGGAAUUGCAGGGGAUGCUGGAUUCCAUGAGGAGGUCUGGCCCUCGCCGCGGUGAAUCUAAAAAACGCUUCAGCCGUAAUAUUGCGGAGGCAGAGCUUCAGAUGGUGCUCCAGAGACGGAGGCGGGCCAUCGGGGAUGACAAAGGUACCCCAUCUGCUCCACCAAAGCCCAAAGAAUCACCUGCAGCGAUCUCUUCGCCCUGGACCGGUGAGAGUGGAAGCGCCCCUGUGCUCAGAAGACUUCAACAGAACCGUGAGAAGAGAGCUUCUCGCAUAAAGGCCUCUGAAUCUAUUAUAUGGGAGGAUAAAUGCCAGAAUUUGUUUAGAGUAAACGUCAGAAGACUGAAUAAAACUUUAACCCUGGUAACCUGUGAUAAAAAAGCCAAGGACCUUGCAUUCAAAGUGAAUUAUGAACAAAAUAAAAUACAUUCUUUUUGCUUUUCUUUGUGCUUGUAUGGGACAUACAGUAAAUACUUUGAGUUUUCCAUUUGGAUACUUGUACAGUUCUUUUUGAAUUAGACAUUCAGCUGUGAAUUUUUAAAGCACUGAAUAGGGUUUUUACUUCAAUUGAUUUUUGACACCGAACUCUCAAAACUCUCAUAUGAAAUAUGAAUUUGCAUAAGGUGAAAUGUUCAAAAAAAUGACCCCUGGCCCUAUACGUUGUGAAUGCAGAGCCACCUCACACAAUAUUUUCAAAUUGCCAUAAGAUUGUGUCAAUUCACUAGGUGUUAUAAUCCCACUAUUUCAGCACAGUUGAACUGCCCAAUAGGACAUUUCCCACGCCUUAUGCAUGACAGGGGGAAGCAGUCAAGAAUAUGAAGAGAGGAAAGGAGAUCCGAGGUUUCACUGGGUUCGUCGGGUAUAGGCGUCCUCUGUGUUUGGGGGAUAAAUGAUUAUACACGGCAUACUUACCUUUCCUUGCCAUUGUCAGAGAGACAUCUCAUGAGUUGUGUGUCCCACUUUCAUCACAUCCAUUAUCCUGGGUGAAAGAUGCUUUUUGUGAGGUGCUGCUGAUAAUGCCCUUUGUAUGGUUCCCAUCAAUGCGACACAUGGUCAGUUGUGCUCCUCAGCCUCAUUGGGUGUUUUGGCCCUUUAUCACAACAAAAUGAUUAAAUGUUAAAUCGGCUUGCCAUAGAUAAGGUGAGAAGAUAAGAAAGGAAGAAAAGAGAGAUUAUGAGAUGAAAGAAUAAGAGAGGGAGAUGAGCUGGUGUAACAAGAGUCUAUUUUAUGAAUAAUGGUCACUACUCCAGUCUAAUGUGACCAUUCCAAUUCAUACACCAUUCAUUUGCAUCUCGGCAAAAAAGACAAUAUGAUGAAGCAUCAUUGGUCAUUGAGUCACUGCCCAAUUUGGACUCAACAUCCACGUUUUACGUAAACAAUUUGUAUGAAGUGUGUAAUUGAUGAUUAUUUAGUUAAUGUUUUUGUUGAUGUUAAAAAUAUUUGUAUGAUUCAAAUGUAAUUGAGUGCGAACAGCUCCUAUACUCAAAACUGUAUACUUCACACAAAGUGCAAUGUAGAGGCAAACGUUGGGUUUACAAGAAAUGAAAAGGGCUAACACAAGCCAUUUCGGAUGUAUUAAGAAAAUUUCUAGGCAAAAUAAUGUUUGAGCGCUGAAAAAAAUAAAGAAAAAAAUU
Molecule: messenger RNA, 3075 nt
Organism: Triplophysa rosa
Lineage: Eukaryota; Metazoa; Chordata; Actinopteri; Cypriniformes; Nemacheilidae
Gene: shtn2
Product: shootin 2
Exons: 18
Coding region: 107-1960 (617 amino acids)
Source: RefSeq, a predicted model, not a curated record